CCCAAUUUGCAGGACAAGGAACAAAUAACGAACCAGCAGUGCUCCCAUUAAAUGGUAUGUGUAAUUUCGGAGGCUUCCUGAACGCACCACCGCAGAAUAGGAGACCUUCUCCGUCUUCCUCCUCCUCUCGCUACUCCAUUCUCCACUCAUACUACAGUACGUCAACCAAGCAGUGGUGUGGGAAGGUUUUUGCAGUUAACUGGUCUUCAGUCAGCGGAGGGCCGUGGCAGCACCGCGGCGGAUUUAACUUACCCGGUUUAUCUUGGCAAGAAAACCUUUAUGAAGCUUCCCAUCAGUUAAGACAGUCGCUGAACUACCUGUCAAAAAUGUUUCUUCGGGGUGGCAAGCCCGGACCAGCCUCAGACUGGCAGAGUGACUCAGUGCAGGGGGAGGAAUGGCAGCACGGAGCAGCGGGACACAGCCUCGAGUGAAGGUGGAAAAUAGUUACCAUUGUGGCUGGAUAAAAAGCAGGACUUGGUCCACGAUGUUGACAGUCCUGGUUUACGUGUUCCUGGUGCUGCAUGCUGUUCAGUGCUUGGAGCCUGGAGCUCCUUUUCAUUCAGGGGCCCUAGACCUCCCAUGGCAGGAUGGGCUGUGCUGUGACUCAUCUCCUGCUAACGUUCAUGUGAAGGAAGGGGCAAACCAGUCUGAAAUAAACCUUCCACACCCUCCAAGCUGCAAAUUCAGAAGCUCCACAGCUGAAUCACAGCCUUCAAUGCCUUCAGGCGGCACCUGUUUGGACAUACUGUGCAGAAUAGAUGAGUUCUGGGCAAAUUUAACUUGUGAUCUUAAGUCCAAUAGCCAGCCAUCUGAUACACUGAAGGCCAGUCGUAUGGCAGUCAGCUUCCAGCGGCUCUCUCAGGGAAACAGCACCAAUUACCCUACAUCUGAUCAUCAGGUUGUAUGUGAUGCAGAAGAUUCACUCAUGUGCUCAAUUCAUCUUAAUUCAUCAAGAACCUUUGCUGUCCUGGUAACGGUCAACAUCUCCAACGUUAUGGCUUCAACAGUUUUGCUCAGAAUUCCUGCCAGACCCGUGAAACCAAGUCCUCCAGUCAUCCUGUCACACAUUCAGACUGUGGAAGCAGAGCUCAUUCUAAGCUGGAAAGAGCCACCAGACUUUAGUGGUAAUCUGCUGAGAUAUGAAGUCCGAUAUUCCACCCAGAAUACCCCCCCGUACUGGCAGGUGGUGUCUGCACUUGAAAAGCUCAAUGUGUCACUGGAUUUGGAACCCUUAGUGAAGUACACAAUCCAGGUUCGCUGCACCACCCAAAGCCAGCCUCCACUGUGGAGUGACUGGAGCAAGCCCUACUACAUCUACCUGCACAAUGUGAGCUACAUCCCUCAAGAGGUAGUGGCGCGACCGGGUGAGAAUGUAACGGUGUAUUGUGUGUUAAACGGCCACAGCGCCAACGCAAGUAUGGCCAUGUGGUCCCUCAACCGAAUGGUGCCACUUGAUCCCAGUCUGUAUCAUCCUGUCAACCAGCGGGUCAGCCAGAUCACAUUCAUGGCUUCAAAGACUGGGAUGUAUGACCUGCUGAGGUGCACGCAGGAGUGGAGUAUUCCUUAUAGCAGGAUAAAUGUGGAAGGAGGUUUCAUCAACAUAACAUGUGUAACCAACGGUGACAUUGAUACUAUGAACUGCAGAUGGGAGAAUGAAGAGUGGGCCAUACUCAAAUUUCGAUCCAAGAGUGCAGAAAUGUCAUGUGACGAGAUGGAAGAAAGGGAGAGAGACGGUGAGGAUGUAGGUGAGAUGGGACCUGAAUGCAGUCCGAAGAAAUAUAAAGAGAAAGUCUGCACUUUCCAUCCUUUGAAGAUGAAUUGCUACAAAGUGUGGCUGGAAUUGCCUUCCCACCUGGGUCUCAUCAGGUGCAAACCUGUCUACGUGUCACCUAUAAAUCAUGUGAAACCCAACCCUCCCACUAAUGUGACGCCGGUGAGUCUGAGCAGUGGAAUCCUAAGGGUCACUUGGAACCCUCCUCUUUUGCCAACUGAAGGCCUCCAGUGUCAGUUUCGGUACCACACACUCAGUGUGAUAGAGAAGUGGAAGUUUGAGGAGUCUGUGCGGGUUCCCUGGGCAGAGGUUGAGAUACCAGACAUGUGCCAGGUCUAUGUAGUUCAAGUACGCUGCAAGCACACCAGUGGGAUCGGAUACUGGAGUGAAUGGAGUGAUUCUAUCCACUCCACCCCUCAAAGCAGCAGAGCUCCUGAACGUGGGCCUGAUUUCUGGAGAAUGCGUCAAGAUGAUCCACACAGAAGCCAGUCUAGCAUCACUCUGCUAUUUGAGUCUUUCCCAGCAAAUUGGAACUCCUACUGUGUGGAUGGAUUUAUUGUCCAGCACCAGGCCUCGAACGGAUCUGUGCUGAGGAGGCAGAUCGAUAUGGUGUCCUCCUACAGCUUUGAGUGGAAUCAGGAGCUCCAUUUUGUGACAGUGGAAGCCUACAAUAGUCUAGGGAGCUCUGUUAACAACGUCAACAUGACGCUGGAGAAAGAACCUAAACGCCGCUGUGUCCAUUCGUUCCACGUUUCGUUAAUAAACAGCACCUGUGUGUUCUUGUCUUGGAGCCUGUUGCAUAUCAGCUCUGUCCCUCUGUUCAUGGUGGUUCAGUGGUUCCCAACAAAGCAGCAGGACUCAGAAGACUUUGGUCUGAGUGGACAAACGUGGGCCAGACUUCCCUACACUGAUCCCCCUGCCCAUUUACCAGGAGAUUUUUUUAGCUCAGAGGAGUAUGGCUUCCACUUGUAUCCUGUGUUUGCUGAUGGAGAAGGGGAACCGAUGUUCACGCUACUGAAGACAGGAGAUCCUCCUGCCUACAUGACGCUGGUGUUCAUCUCCAUCCUUUGCAUUGGCGUGUUUGUCACCCUGGUUCUCUCCCAAAACCAGAUGAAAAAAAUUGUGUGGAAGGAGGUUCCAAACCCGAACAAAUGCUCAUGGGCUAAAGCACUAGACUUUAAAAGGAUGGACAGGUUUGAGUACCUUGUCCGACCACCAGAAGGUUUUCCAGCCUUGCCACUGCCCUCCGAGAAGAUCUCUGACGUUAUUGUGGUGAAUAAAGCUCUGACAGAGGCCUUGGUCCACACCCCAAAAUACUAUUCUCCUGACUCUGCUGUUGCUUCGACUAACUCAUUUCUGCCGUAUUUAGACCCAAAAACUGACCAGUUGCCGGAGCAUGAGACAGUCCUUGGUGGAGCCAUUAGUCUAGAUUCCUUAACUACUUCAAACAUAACCAUAAAUAAACUAAAACCAGUCAAUACCUUGGUGGAGCAAGGUUCAGGAUCCACUAACAGGUCUGCCCAGUCUUCAGUCACAUACUCCAAGGUCCUGCUCACUGAUCAGGAUCAUCCCCCCCUUCAACUCCACUACAAGGAGGGAAGUAGGAGCAGCUCCAGCGAUGAGGGAAACUUCUCAGCCAACAACUCGGAUAUCUCUGAAUCUUUCCCUGGUGGACUGUGGGAACUGGACAGCUGUCAUGGUACAAAAUCAGAUGAUCCAAGACGCUCCUGCUCCUACAACUCCCUAAAGGAGCUUUCUGAAACAUCAAACCAAGAAGAUAAAAUAGACAUGAGGCAAGGGAAGCCCUUAUACUAUCUAGAAAUUAGACCUAUGUCAGAGGAUGAGGAAAAUGAGGAAGAGAAGCCAGAAAGUGAGCUGCUGAAAGGUGCAAAUUUGAACAGAGAAGAUUUUUCUGUGGAGUUGCAUCCUUUGCUCAGCCCAGAGGUGUCGAUGAAUCCCAGCAAGAUGCUGCAAGAUUCGACUUGUAGCUUUGCCUCACUGUACAUGCCUCAGUACAGGAAGCAUAACGCAAACCACGUCCCACUAACAUGACACCAAACAAGCUCUUAUUAAACGUGCUCCAUUGUGUUGUGAACAGAGUCGUGGUUUGCCAUUUACCACAGUGUUCCUACCCUGAAAAAGCCUUUAGGUUUGGCAUGAAAAAUGAGUAGGAAGCCUGUUACCAAAGCCAGUCACUCAUGCUCUGUGCACAUUCUAAGCUGAAAAUGUAAAAAUACCUCAUCUUAUAACUGAUUACGUGUUGAUGUUCAUUUCAUGAAAGAAAAAGAAGCCAAGAAGGCACUCUCUUCAUAGAUAAAUGUUUCUUCAUUUAUUUCCCCUGUACUGGGGUUUAAAUAUGAUUUUCCUCUGUGUAAACAUCAAACUUCAUCGGUAUUAGUGACUGAUAAAAGAUAUUUUUCUUUAAAAAAAUCUGAGUUUAGCAAACUGAAAAAGCAGGAACUUGGUCUUCAAGACAGAGAAGUUGUAAGUCAAAGGAAGUUUAGGUCAGGUUACAAAGUUUACUUUCAUCACAUUUUAUAACUGUACUAUAGAUGUCAUUCUUUGCUUAAAAAAUCUUGCCUUCAUUCAGUGAUUUGAUGCUUUUCACGGUCUCUGAAAUAUUUCUGAUCCUUUUCAUUUGUUCAACUUCAGCUUUAAGUUGACUUUUGAGAAAGCGAUGUGAUACGCACCCAUCAGAGGCCCGUAUUCUGCCUCUUUUGGCUUCCUUAAAGCACAUUUGACACUGAAAAGGAAGAAAAAAUUGAAAACGUUGAACACCUGAAAAUGUGUUACUGCAGGGAAUUUUGUGGGCACCUUGUUCACUCAUUGGCAGCUUGUGCAUUUAUUCUCCGUAUAGACUGGACCAUCCGCUAACUAAGUCUUUGUGUAUUUUGUGUUGUAAUGUAUUUGGGGUUUGGUUUCAGUAUGUGAACAAUGUAGCAUUUCUGUCAGUCAAGCAUUAAAAUGACAGCAGAUUUCUUCUGUUAAAAAAGACAAAAUGUUUUCAAUCUACAUAAGAUGGAUUUAAAAAAUUGUAAAUAUAGAAACUUAAUUCACUGUAAUUCUUCAUGGAGAUGUUCUGUCUAUUUUUCAUUGUGAUAAUAAAGAAUUUACUGUGAAA
This is a messenger RNA of Girardinichthys multiradiatus, 4892 nucleotides long. RefSeq names its product leptin receptor (gene lepr). Gene Ontology annotation, molecular function: protein binding; cytokine receptor activity. NCBI's taxonomy places the organism in Eukaryota, Metazoa, Chordata, Actinopteri, Cyprinodontiformes, Goodeidae. Gene Ontology annotation, biological process: immunoglobulin mediated immune response; cytokine-mediated signaling pathway. The record is from RefSeq and is a predicted model, not a curated record. Gene Ontology annotation, cellular component: external side of plasma membrane. The transcript has 21 exons. The coding region runs from base 395 to 3823 and encodes 1142 amino acids.